Messenger RNA from Pygocentrus nattereri (red-bellied piranha), 1000 nucleotides. RefSeq names its product COP9 signalosome subunit 8 (gene cops8). Gene Ontology annotation, cellular component: COP9 signalosome. NCBI's taxonomy places the organism in Eukaryota, Metazoa, Chordata, Actinopteri, Characiformes, Serrasalmidae. Bases 97 to 669 code for a protein of 190 amino acids. The transcript is spliced from 7 exons. The record is from RefSeq and is a predicted model, not a curated record. Gene Ontology annotation, biological process: protein deneddylation; COP9 signalosome assembly.
GUCAGUGUAGUGUGGUCGCUCUGCGCGAGGGCCCGUGAGGAAGUGGCCGCCCCGUUCGCGCAUCGUUUAGCGGCUAAAGCAGCUCCAGCGCGCGCGAUGCCGGUGGCCGUGACCAUGGGCGACUACGGCAAGCUGCUGGAGCAGAGCGAGACGCAGGAGCUGGAGGCUCCUGGUGGCAUCGCGACCCCGCAGGUUUACUCCCAGUUGCUGGCUCUGUAUCUUCUCCACAAUGACAUGAACAACGGCAGGUACCUCUGGAAGCGGAUUCCCCAGGCCAUCAAGGCGGCAAACCCAGAACUGGCGGCUAUUUGGGCCGUAGGACAGCGGAUUUGGCAGCGGGACUUCCCAGGAAUCUACAGCGCGAUCGCUGCCUACCAGUGGUCCGAAACCAUUCUGCCUGUAAUGGAGUCUCUAAGAGAGUCUACGCGCAGGAGGGCAUAUGGCCUCGUAGCCCAAGCUUACACCUCAAUCAGCGCAGAGGAUUUUGCCUCUUUUGUGGGAUAUUCCGUUGAAGAGGCUGUAAAGGGUGUGGUCAGUCAUGGGUGGCAGGCGGAUCCCAACACCCGGAUGAUAAUGCCGCAGAAACCAGAUCCACCCCCGGUCUCUUUGGUUCCAAACGAGCAGCAGCUGGCCAGACUCACUGACUACGUGGCUUUUCUUGAAAACUGAUAAAUCCCACUCUCUCCCCACUCUCUCGUACUCCGUUAGUCCGUCGUAUGGAGGACAGAAGAACGUUCAUCUUGUUCUUGGCCGAGGCGUUUGCUGUAAAGCGUGGGAUCUUCUCACUCCUCUGCUUAUGCAUUGUUUCUUGAAGCUUAGAUUAACAGAAAACAUCUUUACCCCACAGUUUUUAUAGAGGGCUGAAAUAUGAAGUGAGUCUUUAAAAAAACUGCAUCUUGACCAUUUGAUGCUCCACGUGAGUUUCUUGUGGGUAUUUUGAUUAAUCAAAUCAUUUGUGAUCCAAUAAAUGUAAAUAUUUUGGUCAAAGUAAUGCUCCUCA